Colletotrichum chrysophilum is the source of this 564-nucleotide messenger RNA. RefSeq lists its product as uncharacterized. Gene Ontology annotation, molecular function: DNA-directed DNA polymerase activity. NCBI's taxonomy places the organism in Eukaryota, Fungi, Ascomycota, Sordariomycetes, Glomerellales, Glomerellaceae. Gene Ontology annotation, cellular component: site of double-strand break; replication fork; nucleus. The record is from RefSeq and is a predicted model, not a curated record. The transcript has 2 exons. Gene Ontology annotation, biological process: error-prone translesion synthesis; response to radiation. The coding region runs from base 1 to 564 and encodes 187 amino acids.
AUGUCCGACGAUACCGGCGCAUCCCCGGCUCAUCCGACUGCGCCGUCUUCACAGUUCACCUAUCGCGACUUGCAGUUUUUGUCACAAUCUUCGCCAGAAUCACCCCUACGGGUAGUCGCGCUGGUUGACUACGACUCCUUCUACGCCCAGUAUGAAACACUCAGGCUUGGUCUGCCCCCUUCCAAACCCCUGGCGGUCCGCCAGUGGAACGCCAUCAUCGCGCUGAACUACGCGGCAAAGGAACGGGGUGUCAAGAGGAUCAUGUCUGCCGAUGAGGCACGCCGCAUUUGCCCAGAUAUCGUGCUUCAACAUGUUCCUACUUGGAGGGAGGGCGACGAUCGCUGGAGGUACAGGGAUGAUGUGCUGGACCAUCUGAAGACGGAUAAAGCCUCCCUUGAUCCCUACCGCGGUGUGUCGCGUAAGACCAUGCAUCUCGUCAGGAAGCUCCUACCAGCCAAGCCUGCUCCGACGAUUGAGAGGGCUGGCGUGGAUGAGUUUUACCUCGAUUUAUCAGCUCAAGUCCACCGAACGAUCCUGACGAUGUUCUCGACUGGGACGACGUAG